AUGAAGUUUUUGUUGAAUGUACAAAACCUUCUUGCGAACCAACAUGCCUUACGGUCUUUAAUCAGACCACUCCUUGUUAUUCAGUCUGCGGUCCACCUGGAUGUCAAUGCAGACCGGGAACUGUUCGGUCGGGAAAAUAUUGUAUUAGGACUAUGUUUUGUCCUGGAGUUUGCUGCAGCAUAACCAAUCCACAAAAAUGUAUUAUCUGCCCAAAAAAUACCUUGUGCAGUCUUGACGAUAAAAGAAUUAAUUUCUGUAAAAAUGCAAAAUGACACAAAUGCUGUAUAAAACAAGAAAAAAUAUAAAUUUUAAAUAAAAAUAAAUAAAUUGUAAAUGUUAAUUAUAUUUAUUUUUUUAUAAAAAAUGUGUAAUUAUGUCUACGAUUUGUUAAUAAUUUGUAAAUUCGUCGAAGCAUUUUAAUUUAGAAAUCUUAUCCUUCAUUUUAUAUUUUCCGUACCACGAGGGGGGGUUAAAAAUGGCUAAAAAAAUUUUAAAAGAUGGCAAA
This is a messenger RNA of Meloidogyne enterolobii, 505 nucleotides long. Lineage: Eukaryota; Metazoa; Nematoda; Chromadorea; Rhabditida; Meloidogynidae. The record is from the annotation of a GenBank genome assembly.